Molecule: messenger RNA, 4960 nt
Organism: Umbelopsis ramanniana AG
Lineage: Eukaryota; Fungi; Mucoromycota; Umbelopsidomycetes; Umbelopsidales; Umbelopsidaceae
Exons: 3
Coding region: 6-4691 (1561 amino acids)
Cellular component (GO): Swr1 complex
Molecular function (GO): ATP binding; histone binding; ATP-dependent chromatin remodeler activity
Source: RefSeq, a predicted model, not a curated record
AGUACAUGCAAAAUUUUGAUCUGUGGUCAACUGUCACUGAGCAACUUAUAAGCAAGACGACUUCGGGAUCAAAAGGAAUCAGCACUCGAAGAACAUUGAGUCAGCGCCGCGACUCGUUGCUGAACAUGCUUCAGGAUUCAGUGGGUAUAUCAACAGCUCAACCGGGAGCCAAAGGUAUAUUAGAUCCAACGAGACGAAUCACAAAAUUUCCUGGCAUUACGGCAUAUCGACGACCUGUUCGAGAGUAUCCAACGUUAGAAGAAUACCUGGCGUCUUUUGUAUCGAUGGAGGAAAACGAAGACAUCACGGUCGAGCAGGCAAACGACAUCAUUGUCAAUGAAGCAAGUCUUCGUGAUCGUAUAGAUAACGUCAAAGCCAAAGGUGGAUUGAAUAAAAGUCUACAGACUGCCUUACGACGUCAAGUGGAGCCAGCAAGAGGAGAAUCGCAUCACGAUAUGUUGAUGACGCAAGUUGUUUCAACAUCCAAGCUUUUCCACAACAACUCAAAGUAUCGCAAAGCUAGUGCAAAGAAAGUUGCAAAAGCAGUAGAGCGUUAUUGGGAGUCACUACGAACGCAGGAUGAGCGAUUGGUGAAGGAAGAAGCGCGCCGGUUGCAACGGUUAGCAAAAUGGACAGCGCAAGAGGUCAAGAAAAAGUGGAAAGUUGUUGAGCGCGUUUGCGAAGCUCGAUACAAAGAAAUGAUUCAAGAGGAGCAAGCACAACGAGGCAAACGGCAUUUGGACAUGAUUCUGGAACAUUCCGAGCAAAUGUUAGGCGUAAGAAUGGGCGAGUUGGCUUCGAAGCAGACUACGGAGACUCCUCUCGGCUCAGAUAUCGACACACCAAGUACAUAUGUCAAUGGUGCGGGUAGCAAGGAAGCACCUUCUGCUACCGAAGAGGACGACAGUGACUUGGAAGAUCCCUAUACCUGGCAAAACGGCGAAGACGAGGCGGAUCAUUUCAUUGACGAUCAGUCCAGCUCAGAUGAUGAGGAACUUGGUGGUUUAGAGGCAGAUCAAGAUUUGCCAAUUGAAGAACUGUUGAAGAAAUAUAACUACCCGGGUCAAGUCGUCGAUGACGGUUCUCUGGAUGAUGAUAGCCAACAUGGUUCGAAUACAGAUGUGGACGAAUCAAUAGAUACCAGCGUGGUACAGAUUGUGCGUGAGGACGGCACCCCUGAAGAAGAAGACGUUCAAUCGGCUUCUGAACAAGGGUCAUCUGGCCAUGUGUUUACCAGUACGGAGACAAAGAUUCCAACCGCUAUACCUGACGCAACGACUGAAGACCAGGACGCCGAAUUUUCAGCGCUAGCAUCUGAUGAAGAUAUUUUGAUUGAGCAAGAUGGCGAUAGUGAAGAUGAUGAUGUCGAGAUCAACGGAUUGGAGGACGAUGCCAAUGUCCCUAUUGAGGAAUUGCUAAAGCGCUAUGGGUACGGUAGCCAUAUAUCGACAGAUGAAGACGCCGACGACGAAGAGGAAGAAGAUGGCGUAUCAGAGGCAGAAGGAUCUGAUGCAGCGUCGGACGCCAUGGACGUGUCUGAUGUUGAGGUCACAGAACAAACCGCAGACAACGGUGAAAUCACAAUGCCAGUUGCUGAUCACCCUGACCCAGAAUUGAAACUAGCGGCCGAGGUUUCGAAAGACCGAGCACCAGCACGACGACCUCACGAUCCUGACGAUGACAUUGACAUUAUCGGUGUAGACGAAGACAUCCCAGGACCAGAUGAUGAUGAAGCGAUGGGAGCUAACAAAGACAUUGAGAUGUUGGACGACAGUCAUCCUGGCGAUGCUGGCGAGGAAGACAGUGAUGGAACAGAAACCGAAAUGGGUGACGAAGUAACUGAAGUCAGCGACGAUGAUGACUAUCAAGAUCUAGAUAAAGCCAAUGAUGGCAAAGAAGCUGACCCCAACUCACCACCAUCUCCAGCGCAACCCACAAUGGAGGAGAAGAAAUCCACCGAACAGCCUUCUCAAGCACUUGUUCAGUCUAAUCCAUCAUCAACCUCUGUUCAACCGACUGGCACAACUCUCUCAACUACCACUGUGAGCACCAAAGUUCCCUUUUUACUUCGUGGCACCCUUCGUGAAUACCAGCACGUUGGCCUGGACUGGAUGGCAAGCUUGUAUGCUAAUGGACUAAAUGGCAUCCUGGCGGAUGAGAUGGGUCUUGGUAAAACAAUUCAAACUAUUGCUCUGUUGGCGUACCUGGCAUGCGAAAAGGGCAUAUGGGGCCCGCAUCUGGUCGUCGUCCCUACCAGUGUCAUGCUCAACUGGGAAAUGGAAUUCAAGAAGUGGCUACCUGGAUUCAAAAUCUUGACGUACUAUGGUAACCCCAAGGAACGAAAGGAGAAAAGACUAGGAUGGUCCAAAGAGAAUGCGUUUCAUGUUUGCAUCACUUCGUAUCAACUCGUUUGCCAUGACCAAACUUCAUUCCGUCGAAAAGCGUGGCAAUAUCUCAUUUUGGACGAAGCGCAUCACAUCAAGAACUUUCGAUCUCAACGAUGGCAGGUUCUUCUCAACUUCAACGCAGAACGUCGUUUGUUAUUGACUGGUACACCGUUGCAAAACAAUCUGAUGGAACUGUGGUCUCUGCUGUACUUUCUUAUGCCGAAUGGUGCCUCUCAGUCUAUGCCCAUGGGCUUUGCUAACCAGAAAGAGUUUCAAGAAUGGUUUUCACAUCCCGUUGAUCGAAUGAUUGAAAACGAGCAACCACAAAUGGAUGAGGCUUCCAGAGCUGCCAUUCAAAAAUUACAUACUGUACUACGGCCUUACCUGCUACGACGAUUGAAGAUAGAUGUGGAAAAGCAGAUGCCUGCAAAAUAUGAGCACGUUGUAUAUUGUCGACUUUCCAAACGUCAACGCUAUCUUUAUGACGAUUUCAUGAGUCGAGGAAAAACCAAAGAAACCCUAGCCAGUGGCAACUUCUUGAGUAUUAUCAACUGCUUAAUGCAACUGCGAAAGGUUUGUAACCACCCGGAUCUGUUUGAAGUGCGACCCAUCGUGACGAGUUUCGCCAUGAACGACAGUGUACAAAUUACUGGAAGCAUCACAGAAUUGCUUGUUCGCCGUAAUUUGAUCUCUGAUGUCGAUAUGCUGAGAGAGCGGUUUAACCUGGAGUUUUUUAACUUUGAUCUCAUGAAAAACGAGUCUUGUAUGUCAGCUACAGCUGGACAAUGUAUGGAUGACUUACGAGCCGACACAUUGUUUGAGGCACGGAUAUGUCAGCGACGUCAGCAAAUUGCCACGUUCGAAGCACGACAUGUCAACCGACGAACCUAUUACGAUUUGAAGCAACAUGCAAGAGCCAUGCGCCUUCAACGAGCUCAAAACAAGGUUGAAAGGUUAGAACAGAUGCUUUACAUCAACAAGUGGCGUUGCGCACAUCGACCUAUGUUUGGUACGGCGUUCAUCGACUUUUGCCGAACGGCCACAGCGAACAGUGUGGAUCGAGUUCACGAGACUGCUAGUCCACGGUUAUAUCUUGAACGACCCGAUGCUAUUGAAAGUAUGGUGGUUCCCUACGACACUAGAGUGACGAGUGGCAGUGAUAUUUGGAAACGAUACGCAUUUGUCACCCCUAGCGUGUUAGUACGCGACUGGAAAGCUUUAGUUCUAGUCGAUCUUUCUUUGGAUGUACAAGAAUCAUUACACCAGCUGGCUCGCUAUGAUAUGUUCCAUGGACUCCGAACCUGUCUGUCGAUCGCAUUUCCCGAUAAGCGACUUCUGCAAUACGAUUGCGGAAAACUUCAAAAGCUUGAUACCCUAUUGCGCGACCUUAAGGCUGGUGGUCACCGUGCUCUGAUUUUUACUCAAAUGACCCGUGUUUUGGAUGUUCUAGAGAUAUUUUUAAAUAUUCAUGGCCACCGUUAUUUACGUCUUGAUGGCGCCACCAAAGUUGAACAGAGACAAAUUCUGACCGAGCGAUUCAACAACGAUAACCGAAUUUUAGCCUUUAUUCUCUCGACGAGAAGUGGAGGUCUUGGUAUCAAUCUAACAGGUGCUGAUACUGUCAUCUUCUAUGAUUCGGAUUGGAAUCCAUCUAUGGACAAACAAUGUCAAGACAGAACACAUCGAAUUGGUCAAACUCGGGAUGUACAUAUAUAUCGUUUUGUGACCGAGUUCACGAUUGAAGAAAACAUUUUCAAGAAAGCAAACCAAAAGAGAAUGCUUGACAAUGUCGUCAUUCAAGAAGGAGACUUCACCACUGAAUAUUUCGAGAAGAUGGAUUGGUGGAAAGAUUUACCGGAGGUUGCAGGAUCUCAGCAAGUGGGUAAAAACAACCUCGUCACCGCGACAUCCAAUGUGGAUAUCGAACAAGCUUUACUGGAAGCAGAGGACGACGAAACAGAUGCUAAGGCUGCCAUCGCUGCACGCCGAGAGAUGAGAAUGGAUGAGCGAGAGUUCGCAGACACACCUAAUCAAGAUAAAGUGGUCGGUACGGCCAUCUCUUCUCGGUCAGCUACCAAUUCACCUGGUCCACGAGAAACUGGUACUACGUUUCCUUCAGACGCCAUGGAAGUGGACGAUGGCAACCCCAUGGAUACUGAUCAAAUCGAUGAAGAGAUCUCCGAGCAGGAGAUGCAAAUUGAGGUUGGGCAUGUUGAUCAAUAUAUGCUUCGAUUUUGGGAGAGAGAGAUGUUUGGCCAAUACCUCGGAUUUGGCGGACUUCCUGCUCCCGAGAGUGUACAAUAAUGAUGCGAGAAGCCACAGGGAAAGCAUGGCAUUUUGCAUUGCCUCUCUCUCUCCUCUGGGCUAUACUUGUUUACAGUACCCUUUCAUACCCUUUCGCAAAAGCACCUUCUUCUCAUUUUGGCACUUUCCGUUAUCCUGUAGAAAAACAAGGUGGGGCUAUCAUUUGAUGUACCAUUAACACUCUCCCCAACCCAAACACAAAAUAAAAAAGAUAGCCCCCACAUCAUUAAAAAGAAACAAACAAAAUCGAUUUGUAAUUCUUGUUUUGA